UUUUGUUUCAUUAUUUAUUACUCCUUUUUAAACGUUUUACAUAAUAUUGAAACAGUUCCUUAUUGUUUAUUAUGUGCUUAUUGUACUUAUUGUGUUGUGUUUAGUGGUAUUCAAAGUAAGAUUCCCUAACAAAGGCCCCGAGCGCAUAAAGAGCAAGAAAAACCGGUAGUAACGCAACAAAAGUCUCUUUGAACAGCCAGCGUCACAAUCCCACAUACCCUUCAAACAGUAAUUCUUGCAAAUAGGAAGAAAAACUGCAAUAAUUAAAACCUGAAAAACACUCGCGUCGUUUGGGGUUCCCUGGCUGGAAAAUUUAAUUGUGCCCGAGAACAAAAGGCCGUCGGGGACAAUAGUGAACCUAUGUGCACGUUUUGAAUGACGAGGAGUUCGAGUCGCGGAAUGGGAGCUUCUUUUACGCAGCUUUUGUGCUACCUGGUGCUAAUCGGAUUUGCCAGCGCGGCGACGUCGCCGGGAAGCGGAUUGAAAUGGGUGCGGGUAAACGUGCCGCAAUAUCGAGUACCGGGAGAGACCGCCAUGCUCCAGUGCGACUAUGACCUGGGCAACGACACCCUCUACGCCGUCAAGUGGUACAAGGAGCACGAGGAGUUCUACAGGUUCGUGCCGAAGGCCCGGCCGCAGUCGCACUCCUACGAGUUGGAUGGCGUACACGUCGAUAAAUCUAAGUCGGACAGCCGGAGAGUGGUGCUCCAUCCUGUGAGUUGGCAAUCCAGCGGCCUCUACAGGUGCGAAGUUUCGGCAGAGGCUCCAUCUUUCUCCUCUGCGCAGAGCGAAGCUCGAAUGGAAGUAGUGUAUCUCCCUCAGGAGAAUCCUGUGAUCACUGGGGUGGAGAUGCAGUACCAGAUCGGCGACGAGAUCAAUCUGAACUGCACCUCGGGCAAGAGUUACCCAGCGUCGAUCCUCCACUGGUACAUCAACGAACAACAGAUCCAGAAGCCGGAAGCCCUGAUCGAGUACCCUCUGUACCACCACGCCCAGGGCCUGGUGUCGGCGACGCUGGGGCUGCACUUCAAGCUGAGCAACCACCACUUCAGGGGAGGGUCCAUGAGGGUGAAGUGCGUGGCAUCCAUAGCGCCCAUCCUCUAUCACAGCGACAGGGAGAGUGUCGUUCAGACGCAAAGCCUUCCCAUCAAGGACCUCCGGGAGGCCCUCCUACUUGUGAAAAGCUCAACGAGUAAAUCCUCAGCCGCGGGGAUCAUCCCACUUCUGAUCUUAAGCAUGCUUCUGAUAACGUAAGUGUCCCGUAAAGUUUAAUAAAAAUCCAAGUGACAACUCAGUGAUUAUAACUGUGAAAGUGUGCAGCUCCGACGUCAUUCUCGCCUGGAUAAUUAUUUUUGUGAUAGAAAUUUUCCCCUUUAAUAACGACCUAGUUACAUCGUGGCGGUUGGGCAACAAUGUAAGAGGCGUUGUUAAUACAGUAAUAAACUUCCCACGGGUAACUUUACGACCCUUUUACAGCAAAAUUUAAAAUGUAGAAAGAUUGAAGAAUAUAGAGAACAGUAAUUACUUGUAUGUUUAAAUUUUUAACCCUCAAAGGUCACACUAGUGCGGAUUGGGAUUUUGCCAACUUUGAACCUUUAUGUAUUUGUUAUUUGUUAACCAAAACAGCAUAUCAACAUUUUCCGAGAAAAAAUUGUUAAUAAAAAAUGCAA
Messenger RNA from Anoplophora glabripennis (Asian longhorned beetle), 1670 nucleotides. RefSeq lists its product as uncharacterized. The coding region runs from base 376 to 1254 and encodes 292 amino acids. The transcript has 7 exons. NCBI's taxonomy places the organism in Eukaryota, Metazoa, Arthropoda, Insecta, Coleoptera, Cerambycidae. The record is from RefSeq and is a predicted model, not a curated record.